This is a messenger RNA of Sorghum bicolor (sorghum), 955 nucleotides long. RefSeq names its product probable glutathione S-transferase GSTU6. Lineage: Eukaryota; Viridiplantae; Streptophyta; Magnoliopsida; Poales; Poaceae. The record is from RefSeq and is a predicted model, not a curated record. Gene Ontology annotation, cellular component: cytoplasm. Gene Ontology annotation, molecular function: glutathione transferase activity. The transcript has 2 exons. Gene Ontology annotation, biological process: glutathione metabolic process. The coding region runs from base 25 to 759 and encodes 244 amino acids.
GAGCCAGAACAAGGAGUAGAGAAAAUGGCCGGAGCCGGCGAAGGUGGUGAUGAGCUGAAGCUGCUCGGCAACUUGACGAGCCCAUUUGUUCUGAGAGUGAAGCUCGCACUCAGCUUCAAGGGCCUGAGCUACGAGUACAUCGCAGAGGACCUCCAAAACAAGAGCAACCUUCUCCUCAGCUCCAACCCAGUGCACAAGAAGGUUCCCGUGCUCAUCCACAAGGGUGAGCCUAUUUGCGAGUCACAGGUUAUCGUGCAGUACAUCGACGAGGCCUUCCAAGGCACCGACGGUCCCUCCCUCCUUCCUGCCGACCCAUACGAACGUGCUGUUGCUCGCUUCUGGGCCGCCUAUGUCUUCGACAAGCUCCUGCCCGCGUGGUUGCAGUCAUUCAUGGGCAAGACGGAUGAGGAGAAGGCGGAGGGACUGAAGCAGACGUUUGCGGCGGUGGACCAACUGGAGGCAGCCUUCAAGGAGUGCUCCAAGGGUAAGCCCUUCUUCGGCGGCGACAGCGUUGGGCACAUGGACGUCGCGCUAGGCAGCCUGGUCCCGUGGGGGGUGUACGCCGGCGAGAAGCUCUAUGGCUUCAGGCUCUUCGACGCCGCGAGGAGCCCGCUGCUGAACGCGUGGUUGGAGAGGUUCGCCGCGCUCGACGCGGCCAAGGCGGUGCUGCCAGACGCCGACAGGCUGGUCGAUUACGCCAAGAUGAAGCGGGCCGAGGCAGAGGCAGCAGCUGCUGCCGCCGCCUCAUCGAACAACUAAUAAACUGGCUCGGCAACGUUACCAACUUUGGUCUUUGGGUCGGAAAAAGAUUCAGAUAUCUCUGAAGAAUAUAAAAUUUUGGUGUCUGUGUCAGUGAUGAGAAAUAAAGAAGUUUUGAGCCUGUCUACGUCGCUUUCUAGCCAUUUUACGUCGUCGCCUAGCAGCUGGGACUUGGCACAUGCAGUUUGUACGUUUA